Messenger RNA from Dermacentor silvarum, 623 nucleotides. Its product is annotated as zinc finger protein 596-like. Gene Ontology annotation, molecular function: RNA polymerase II transcription regulatory region sequence-specific DNA binding; DNA-binding transcription factor activity, RNA polymerase II-specific. Gene Ontology annotation, cellular component: nucleus. NCBI's taxonomy places the organism in Eukaryota, Metazoa, Arthropoda, Arachnida, Ixodida, Ixodidae. Gene Ontology annotation, biological process: regulation of transcription by RNA polymerase II. The annotation marks the transcript as partial. The record is from RefSeq and is a predicted model, not a curated record. The transcript has 3 exons.
AAGCAGUUGCCAGCCCCUCCGUCCCCAUGUGCAUGGUGUGCAACUACUCGGCCGACUCAGCGGAUGACCUCCGCUACCACGUGCGCCUGCACGCAGUACAAGGGGAGCUGUGCUGCAAGCUGUGCCAGCAGCAGUUCCGCACCUUGGUCGAUUUCAAGAAUCACUGUGACAGCCAUGCGCCCAAACCGGUUGAGCAGGUGCAGCCCCCACCUCGCCGGAGCCCUGCCCUGCUCUCAUGUGGCACCUGUGGGAAGCUAUUCCGCUCGCUGGCCUGGCUGGAGCGCCACAUGGAGCAACGGCACGGUGGUGAUGACAUGGACACCGCGGAGGGCGCCACUGGCUCGCUGGACAGGGGACCCCCAACGCUGCAGUGUUGUGCCUGCGCACGCACCUUCACUUCGGCGUCUGCGCUGCAGGCGCACGAGCGGUCGCACUUUGAAGGGCAGCCAGGCACUGUAGGGGAGCACGCCUGUGCCCUAUGUGACCGGUCCUUCACCAGCUACCGGGGCCUGCGCAUGCAUCAGCGCAAGCACACGCGCCGCCAGCAGACUGGCCGGGGAGGUGCGACCACUGAACCAGUGAUUGAGGUGACGCAGCACUUUGUCCACUGUUCCAUGAAAUAG